Bursaphelenchus okinawaensis is the source of this 1268-nucleotide messenger RNA. Lineage: Eukaryota; Metazoa; Nematoda; Chromadorea; Rhabditida; Aphelenchoididae. The record is from the annotation of a GenBank genome assembly.
AUGCUUGAACCUGAGCCUGAGCCUGAGCCUGAGCUUGAGCCCGAGCCUGAGCCUGAGCCUGAGCCUGAGCCUGAGCCUGAUCCUGAUCCUGAGCCUGAGCCCGAAUCUGAGCGUGAGUCUAAAACUGAACCUGAGCCUUAGCCAAAGUCAGAGCGAGAAUCGCAGCUUGAGCUUGAGCAUGAGCUUGAGUCUUAGCCCAAGGUAGAACAGAAACGUGAGCCUGAGCGUAAACCUAAGGCUCAGCCUGAGCUUGACUUUGAGCAUGAGUUUGAGCAUGAGUCUCAGAAGCCUAAUCUUGACCCUGUGUCUAAAACUAAGCUUUGAAGUUGAGCCCGAGUUUAAACCUUAGCCUAAGCAUGAAACUAAGCUUUUGAUUUAGUCAAAGUAAAACUAAACUUAAGAGUGACCAAGAGUUCGACUCUGAACCUGUCUGAGCUUUAGCCGUAUUCUUAGUCUUAGCUUUAACCUGAGUCUUAGCUUAAGCCUAAACUUUUUAAAUUCAGAAAAACUUGAAAGCUACUAUAUCAUAAGUUGAGGUUCAUUAUUUUAUUGACUUUCACUAUGUAUUAAUCACUUCUCUCGUAUGUUUAUUAUUCAUAUUUCUUGUUGAUAAGAUAACUGAGUCAAUGAAGAACACUUUAUCGGUCUUCUGAUUCUGGAAAGCUUAAAAUGCAUUUUUUCUUUAACGUGCACGAAAUUUCAAAAAAUUUUUAAAAAAUUUUAAAUUUCAAAAUUUUAAAGAUUUUUUUUUAAUUGUCAUCAUUUUUUCGAAUUAUUAGCCAACUAUAGUAAGUCUCAGACAUCAAUAACACCUUGUAGCCUUCCCAAGAACUAUAUGUCUUCAUCACUACAGUUUUCGUAACGUCCCAACCGCUCUUCUUGAUCAUUAUCCGAUCCGAAGCCAGUACACUCCACUUUUCGGUUGUUUAUCGUGAAGCCGGUGUGUGUAUUGACGUCACACCGUAUCGUUGUCAUUUGUUUUAAAGAGCGCGUGAAAUCAGGAGAGUGAGGGAGAGGAAGCCAAGAUCUUUGAGGCCGCAUCAAGUCAAAGACAAAUCUCCGGGCCGAUUGAAGAUGGAGAAGAAGGAUCGUUUAGCCUAUUGAAGAUGGAAAAGAAGAAGAGAUAUCUUCGGGCCUCAGAUCGAAGAUGGAGAAGAAGAAGGAUCUCCAAACCUCAGAUCGAAGAAGACGAAAGGUCUGAGGCCCAUGAAGAAGAAAGCCCUCCUCGGAUCAAAAGGAGAAAAGCCAAGAAGUUUUGGUCUCAAUAA